Molecule: messenger RNA, 2274 nt
Organism: Rhopilema esculentum
Lineage: Eukaryota; Metazoa; Cnidaria; Scyphozoa; Rhizostomeae; Rhizostomatidae
Product: sorting nexin-17
Biological process (GO): intracellular protein transport; endocytic recycling
Cellular component (GO): early endosome
Molecular function (GO): phosphatidylinositol binding
Source: RefSeq, a predicted model, not a curated record
UGGUCACUACAAGGAGGAAAUGAGUUGAAUUGAUAUGGAAAGUUGAGUUGCUCCUUUUGGAACGUAGAAGCUAGAUAAAUACGAUUACAAUGUGACAAACAUUCUGGAAAAGCCGGAAAAGAAAUGUUAUUUUCAAUCCCAGAGACUACUGAAAUUUUAGACGAUAAUGGAGCGAAAUUUCGGGUCUUCCACGUUCAUGUCAAUGGUGUACUUCACUGCAAAGUUAGAUAUCGCCAGUUUGCAGAUUUCAAUGACAAGUUAAAGAAAGAAUUUAGUGAUCAUGUCCCUACAAGGCUUUUUCCUGGAAAGAAGCUCUUCAGUCUCACAGCUGACCAGCUGGAAGAAAGACGACAAUAUCUGGAAAGCUAUAUCCAGGCCCUGAGUCAGGAUGCUCUCAUAGCGUCCAGUGAAACUUUCAAGGAGUUUUUCUUGGCAACACAGAAGGCUACAAGAAAGGCAUCAGCAGAAGACGUUGACUUGGACAUUUAUUUGAUGAAUGGAAACAAAUUCACUAUAAAUGUUCUUUCCACCGAUGAAACAGAUGAAGUGUUAGAGAUUGCGAUGACGAAGAUUGGUCUAGCAAGACAGUUGUUCCACUAUUUUGGACUCUUUCUUAUGAAAUGCGACGAAAGUGGCAAAACCACUGGCACAGCUGUGCGAAUGCUUCAGGACUUCGAAUCGCCGUUUCUGUCACUUAAAGAGACCAAAGAGCAACACAAGAUUGCCAUUCGAAAGUGCUACUGGUCACCAAAGUAUGAUGAUGACGUCAUGACGGACAGGGUUGGACUCAAUCUGCUGUAUGCCCAGGUUUUAGACGACUUUGACAAAGGCUGGAUCGUUACUUCUGACAAAGAAAAAGAGCGCCUGAAGACGCUUAGAGAAGCUGGCUCUAAGAAGGAGUUUCUCAAUCUGGUAAAAGGACUCAAAUUCUAUGGAUACAUCCAAUUUCAAUCGUGUUUUUGCGACUUCCCAAAGGAAAACUCAAAGACCAUCUUCACAAUUGGCGACAGGCAGCUGUGCAUGAGGGUCCUGACGGAGGAGAAUACAAUAGUAGAGGGAAAAUUUUUAGUUUCGAAUAUAAAGUGUUGGAGAUUAAUCGCAGCAGAACCAAUAAAUGGUUGCGAUGCUUCAAUGGACUUGAAAUUUUCGUUCGAAUAUCUUUUUAGCAAAGACAAGCUGAAAUGGAUAACUGUUUUCAGCGAUGAGGGAAUCAUGAUGAGCAUGUGCCUGCAAGGCAUUGUGGAUGAAAUUAUCAGAGAAAAGGAUGGCAAACCAAUCAGGAUGCCACUAUCACGACGAAAAAGUUUGUCACCGCCAAACUCGAGUCGUUCACCCAAAAAGGCGACAUCAAAACAUACGUCUCCAGUACAGUUUCUCAGUGAGCUGCACGAUGUUGCUGGGUCUGAUAAUGGUGGCGCUACCGCUAGUUCUAAAUCGAUCACGAGCCGCGUCCAUGAUCUGCUAAGCAAGAAAAAUUCCUUAUCAAACGAUGUUUUUGAAGACAUAGGUGAUGAUGAUCUUUAAAAGUAAUCGUAAGUUUUUUUUAUUUAAGAUUCAAGGUGAAUUAUUUAUGCUGUCAUAAGCAAAGUAAUUACAUAUAGAUGAGUAUCAGCAAUUAAAACCUCAUAUUCAUUUUUAACUUCAUUCCGAGUUUUAAGGGAAUUUUUUUAUAAUUUUAUGGCAAUGAUUUUUAGUAGCUGAUAGUUCCUCAAAUCGUUCAAAAAAGGGUGUAGCCCUAUAUCCGGGAAAUUUUUUUUUGAAAUUCGAAUACGUAAAAGACAAAAAUUUAGGUUUUUUUAUUUUUUGUCGCUCAUUAGGAUUUAUAUAGAAAAUAUGUCGCCAGUUUUUGAAAUUUUAUCUUAAGCUGCAAGCAAAUUUUUAAUUCAGUUUAGAUUUCUGUAAAUAGAAUGUUGUAUUAACCAUCCAUUUCGGAUAAAGUAAUCAAUUUUGUUUUGUUUAACAACAACUUUUCUUUUGCUAGUAAGGUCUUAUGUUUUCUUCCAAUCUGAAUUUUUAUGCAACUUGUUUAUUUAUCUUAACUCUCUAAUUAUCAUUGUGUAUCAUUUCCAAGUUGACUGAAAUAAUCAGCAACUGCUAAGCCUUCAACGUUGGAUUUUACAAGGCGAGUAGAUUUGUAUUCAUCGCGCCUCUCUUGUCUCAUCCUAGUUAUUUUGAGAUUACCAAAUGCUAUUCGUCCAUUACAGUUGUAUGCUCGACGCAAAUAAAUGUAGAAGUUGAUCAGGCAUUGCACGAUGGGAUGCAAUCAAGUUAACA